Cygnus olor (mute swan) is the source of this 4591-nucleotide messenger RNA. RefSeq names its product Cdk5 and Abl enzyme substrate 2 (gene CABLES2). NCBI's taxonomy places the organism in Eukaryota, Metazoa, Chordata, Aves, Anseriformes, Anatidae. The transcript has 11 exons. The coding region runs from base 16 to 1650 and encodes 544 amino acids. The record is from RefSeq and is a predicted model, not a curated record. Gene Ontology annotation, biological process: regulation of cell cycle.
CCCCCCCCGCAACCAAUGAACGCGGCGCGGCGCGGCGGCUCAUUUGCAUCUCGGCGCGUCGCAGCCAAUGAGCGGGCGGGCCGGCGGCGGCGGCGGCGCGCUCGGAGCCGCCCCGGCUCAUUCGGAGAAUGGCCGCGGCCACGGCGUGCGGCUCCCCGGCGCCCCGGCCGCGCAGACGGGGCGACUCGCGGCGGCGGCAGGCCGCCCUCUUCUUCCUCACCAACAUCUCCCUGGACGGCCGCCCGCCCUGCCCGGCCGCCGAGAAGCAGCCUCCCCUUCCUCCUCCUCCUCCUCCUCCCCCCCCUCCUCCUCCUCCUCUGCCCUCCGGGGAAGGGGAGGAAGAGGAGGAGGAGGAGGAGGAGGCGGCGGCGGAGCCGGCCGGAGCCCCGCCGCGCUCGCUGGCCCCGCAGCGGGCUCCCCCCGGGUUCCCGGGUGCCUCGCUGCUGCCCGGUUCUUCGCCGGCUGCUGCGGGGAACGGGGCUGCCGGGCUCCGCCAAACCGGGGGUUCCCGGGCUGCUGAGCCCCGCGCCGGGCGCUGCGGGAGGCGGCUUGGCGCUGGAGGUGCAGCGGCAGAGAAGGCGUUUUAUCUCCCAGCGCUGCUCUCUAGACUUUUUAGAAGACAUAGUGGAAUAUGCCAGUGUACAAAGAACCAAGAAUAUAUCUGGGUCUCCGAGGCACAAAAGUUUGAAGAAGAUGCACUUCAUCAAGAACAUGAGGCAGUAUGACACAAAAAACAGCAGGAUAGUAUUAAUCUGUGCUAAACGAACACUGUGUGUGGCUUUUUCGAUCCUACCUUACGGGGAGACUUUACGAAUCAGUGAUCUAAAAAUGGAAGGACAGAAGCAGCGACAUCCUUCUGGGGGAGUUUCAGUCUCCACUGAGAUGGUCCUUGGAAUGGAAGGAGUAGAGCUAGGUGCUGACGGCAAGGUUGUGUCCUAUGCAAAAUUCCUGUAUCCAACCAAUGCCCUAGUUGUUCGUAAAGCUGACAGCCACAGCGCUGUUCCUUCAUGUCGAGCUAGUGCUUCACGGAGUCUUCCUGGAUCAAGAUACAAACCUGUGACAGCAAAAACUAUUCCAGCAGGAACAGAGCUUGGAAGUGAAGCUGGGGAAGCAGCAGAGUACGAUCCAAAUCUUCUGGAUGACCCUCAGUGGCCCUGUGGAAAACACAAACGUGUUCUCAUCUUUGCUUCUUACAUGACAACAGUCAUAGAAUAUGUGAAGCCCUCAGACCUGAAGAAGGAUAUGAACGAAACCUUUAGAGAGAAGUUUCCUCAUAUCAAGUUGACACUGAGCAAAAUUAGGAGUUUAAAGAGAGAAAUGCGGAAUCUGAGUGAAGAAUGCAAUCUGGAGCCAGUUACUGUGUCCAUGGCUUACGUUUACUUUGAGAAGCUCGUUCUCCAAGGCAAACUUAACAAACAGAACCGCAAACUGUGCGCUGGUGCUUGCGUUCUGCUUGCAGCCAAGAUCAGCAGUGAUCUCAGGAAACACGAAGUCAAACACCUUAUAGAUAAAUUAGAAGAGAGAUUCAGAUUCAACAGAAGAGAUCUCAUUGGUUUUGAAUUCACCGUUCUUGUAGCUUUGGAACUGGCUCUCUAUCUUCCUGAAAACCAGGUUUUACCUCAUUACAGACGGCUCACACAACAGUCUUAACCAAAGCUACUUUCCAGCUGAUAGCAUCACUGAACACGGUUGCUGAAGUUGCCACUGGCCUUUCUGUGCCACUGUGUGCAUCCUGCUAUGGCUACAGCUAGUUUUGAAGUCUGCGACGUGUGUGUGAACUGUCAACGUGUGCAUUAUGGACACACAUGCCAAGACUGGGAGAUGGUACGAGAAGAGUUGUUGAACUUUAUUUUCUUUCGGACAUUUGAAGCACAAAUAUUCACCAGUUAGCUGUUAUGGCUGCUGAUUAUUCCUUAUUUAUCUUUUCAGUUUUACUAAAACUGUUCUUCCCUAUGAAGAAUCCUAUGAUAUUGUUUCUUUUUUUUAAGCCUUUAUUGUAUUCCUUGAAACUAAAGGAAGCAUCACUUCCAUUCCAGUGCACCAUAAAGUUCAGAUGUUUCCAAGAAUCUUUUUGCAUUUUUACAUUAGUGAAACACAUACUUUAUUUUUUUUGAAGAUGUGCCUAAAACUGGCUGGUCUGGUACCAGUACUUUUUAAGUUAGUUAUGUUAUUUAGUGGGAAAUUCUGAAUUUAUAUAGCCAUUUAUUCUUUACCUGCAUUGGCCUUGCAUAUAAGGAAAAUAGUUCCAGUAUAUCUGCACUAAUGAUACACGGGGCAUCUAUACUAUAUAGCUAGAUUGAAAUUACUGUUUCAAUUUAGUUAACUAUAGUAUUUUAAGAUUAUACACUUUAUUUAAAAAGUAAAGAUUGAUUCAAAAUCUGUCAUGAAAUACCACCUGUUGAACAAGGUAGCUGCAAAGUGAUUGCCAUCCUAAUCCACUCUUAAAUGGAAGAUGAGUGCUUUUAACUAAGAACAACUUGCUGUAAAAUGUAUAAUUUCUGGUUUUGAUUUGUUUGUGUUUUGUAGUCUGAAAUAAGCACCUUUUUAGUAUGACUGUAUUAUAUAUGGUCUUAGUGCUCUGAGCAAGUACGUAAGUCAGUGGAGCUAUUCCUGCCAAACUAAGCCAGUGAAACAAAGCAUGCUCAAUAUUUAAAAUGCUACUUUUUAAAACUCCGUUCUUCCAAGCAUUGCGUCACUGUGAUGGUCCUCAAAACUAGCAUUUGUUGCACAUCGGAACAGCCACUUAACAGCUGGUGCCAGGCAGCAUUCUAAUGCUUAUGCCAGAGGUUAAAUAACUUCUUUUGACCAUUGGCUAUUCCUUCAUUUAUUUUUAAAAUAUCCAGGUUGGGAAUGAACUCUGAUUAUAUGUGGAACCUUCUGUGACAUUGGCUCUUGGUUUUGUUUUCUGAAGCAGUAUUAUGAUACAAGUAACUGUCUAUUUGCAAGAAACAAAACUGAUGCUUGGCUGUUAUGACUGAGAAAUUUGUAACUUGUUUGACUCCCAAAUGAAAUACUAGACCUCAUAAGGUUACCUGCUAUCUAAUAUGUAAAGUAAUGUAAAUUGCUGUUCCUUGUAUUAAAUGUUGGUUUUAGGCAAAAACAAAGCUGAAUCUUUGUUCUUCAGCUGUGUUUUGCCUAAAGCUGAUUAGUCGUCAUUAGAGUUGCACCAAAACUAUACUGGAGCCCUUUCCUCUUUAAGUAGGGCUCAAAAUGUAUCUUUUCAUAUAAUAACUACAGUGACUAUCAAAUCUUUUGUAACUGUGUUCAACUGUGUGUAGCUUCAAGUUAUUUGUGUAAACUUAAUAUGGUUCUGACUUCUCUUUAACACAGAAGGACUUUCCAGUCUCUGUAAGUGAGAUGGUAGGCGUUAAGUUAGACAAUAACCUUGCCAGUUAUCUUCCAAAAGGUUUAGAAAAAUGUCUACUAGUUCAGCUUUCUACUGAAUAUAACUGUCAUUGCAUGCAAGAAAUAGCAAUGUACUAAACAUCUAGAGUAUAGAGAGCCUUGAAAUUAGAAAAAUGUGGUAAACACAACGAAAGUGGUCCACCACUUCCUAUACUCAUUGUGUGAGGGGAAAGAGCUAGAACUGAGUAAAGAAACUCCUCACAAGGUAUCUCCAGAAAUAGUAAAACACUUCAUUUAGUGUAAAUGAAGUCGCAAAAUGUCCUUCUUUGGAGAUUUCCUUCUAUUUAGUGUAUAAAGUUUUCUGUAACAUAAUUCUCAGACAUCUAGAGAAAAAUGUAUUUAUUUUUGGAACAGUUCAGUCUCUAUUCAGUGGAAGUUUGUCUAGUCGCAGUGGGCAUUUGGGCAAGAGAUCCCCUCCCAGAAUGGAAGGUAUGGUUUCACAUGAUAAAUGGGAAAGCUUUGGGGUUUGGUUAUUUAGUUUGCAUUUUCUUCGGAAGAACAGCUUAGGGUAAGGAAUACUAAAUGCCAGAACGCUGAAUGCUGUUUAAAGGUAACUGUGAACGUUGGCUCAGGCCCACACAGCAUUGCUGAGCUCGGAAGCUCGGGACACCAUGAAGCAAACGCUGUCCUGGCGCUUCUCAAACGGGCAGGGGCAGUGUUUGAGCAGCGCUGUAGGAUGCGGGCCUCUGGCUGACAGCAUCCAGCUGCUGGGCCUGCGACUUGUAAAUUGGUACCUCUGUCGUGGUGCCUCUGCAGGAGCUGUCACUCUGUGACACUGCAAGCUGUGUGUGUCUGUUAAUUUCUCUGUAGCUAGAGUGUAGUUUGCAGUCCUGUUCAAUUCUGCCUGUGUGGUAAUAUUUAUCUUCUCACGUAAAAGCUGCCACCAUGUGGCAAGGGACUAUUCCUACAUUACCAAUUAAUAAACUGAGAGGGGGACCCUCACGAAGUGUGUUCACCGGCAUUUCUUCUCCUCAAGGAGCUCCUGUUACUUCAGAGGGAAGCAGCAAGUGCCCCAUGAAGAUGACAAGAGCGAGAUGUUCCUGUCUACACCCAGCUCCCUUACGGUUUCUGUCCUAGCGCGUUAUUUAAGUUCCUCACUUGCCGCCCGUUCCCGAUUCCUCCCUGUCCAUGCCCUUGUGAACCCACCAUGUUGUGAAAUAAACCCGGUUUUAUACGUGUUUUGUAA